CUCAACCAUAUCUCUCAUUUAAACAUCCUAGUCUAUUUUCUUACGAAAUAAAUUUUCGUAUGUAAAAAUUUAAGACACUCGAGACACGAUAUAUCGCUCGCCAAAGCAAAAUCGAUUUGCGUUGAAAGUUUAUUUUGACGAAAAGUAUAGCCAAUCCAGGUAACGAAAUGGGUCUCUUUGGGAAAUCCCAGGAUAAAAAUCCAAAAGAUAUGGUUAAUGAGUGGGCACAUAAACUAAGAAAAGAAGGUUAUCAGAUUGAUAGACAGGUUAGAGCAAUCCAAAGAGAAGAAGAAAAAGUCAAAAAGACAUUGAAAGAAGCUGCUAAGAAAGGUGAUAAAGAUGUCUGCAAGAUUUUAGCCAAAGAAGUCAUUAGAGCAAGAAAAGCUUGUCAGAAGUUACAUACCUCAAAAGCCCACCUGAAUUCAGUUACCUUACAAAUGAAAAAUCAGUUAGCAACAAUCAGAGUAGCUGGCUCUCUAUCAAAAUCAACAGAAGUGAUGCAAGCUAUGCAAGCACUUGUUAAAGUUCCAGAGGUUGCUACAACAAUGCGAGAUCUGUCCAAAGAAAUGAUGAAAGCUGGUAUUAUCGAGGAAAUGAUGGAUGAAACUAUGGAUUCUAUGGAGGAUUCUGAGGAAGUAGAAGAAGCCGCUGAUGAAGAAGUUGAUAAAAUUUUGUGGGAAGUUACUGCUGGACAAAUGGGAAGGGCACCAGAUGUUAUCACAGAAAUACCUGGAGCUUCUGCUUCAAAAGAAGAAGAGCCAGCAGAAGAAUUGAGUGAUGACAACGAAUUAGAAGAAAUGAAAAAUAGGUUACAAAGUCUUAGGAGUUAGACAGUCUUUCCUAAGUAGCCUAACUACUUAAUUUGUCUGUCACCUUUCAAAAAGUAUCUUCACAGUUUUGAGAGAUUUAGAAUAACUAAAGCUUUGCAAUAUGUUGAACGAAGUAUUAAAUGCUUAUACAAAGAUAGCUUUAUGAUCUUGUCUAAUCGAUGAUUACAUUUUUCAUGUUUAUUGUUUUUAACAUUUAUAUUGAUUUGAAGGUACUGUUGAAAUAUAAAAUAACAAAUUACCUGAAUUUAUAGAUGAUGUUUGAAUAUUUAACAGUUAUUAAUACUUGAGAUCGAUAAGAUUUUCUAAUUUUAUGUAUUAAUUAAUCAGCAAAAAGACAAAUAAGUAUUCAUAGCUUUGAUAUGUGCAUGAACUUUGUACACUAAUGUAAAGUGCUAUGCAGCAACUUGUUGAGUAACUCACAAAUGUAAAUAUUGUAUGUAUACUGGCCUUUUCUGGCAUAACAAAACAAUUUUGAAAAAUUUAUUAAUUUUGAAAUAUUUCUGAUUCAAUUGAUUAAUCAUGAAAAUAUUCAGGUGAUAUUUGAUUUAAAGAUCAUCCAUUCUGUAUGUACAUUGUACAAAUUAUAUAAAGUAGUUCUAUCACUGAAUCAUAAGUCGGUAAUUUAUUACUAUAAUUGCUGUGACAUGAUAUAUUUAUAUAUAAAUGAUAAGUCAUAAGCAAUUUAAUUUUUAAUAAGAAUUUAUUUAUUUUCAAGCAAUGUUUUGAAUGUGUUUUACAUUAUACACAAUAAUUAUAAUAAAUUCCAAUAACGAACCUUCCAA
Phymastichus coffea is the source of this 1612-nucleotide messenger RNA. It is a transcript of the gene Vps24, whose product is annotated as charged multivesicular body protein 3. The transcript is spliced from 4 exons. Lineage: Eukaryota; Metazoa; Arthropoda; Insecta; Hymenoptera; Eulophidae. Gene Ontology annotation, biological process: endosome transport via multivesicular body sorting pathway; protein transport; late endosome to vacuole transport. Bases 168 to 830 code for a protein of 220 amino acids. Gene Ontology annotation, cellular component: multivesicular body; ESCRT III complex. The record is from RefSeq and is a predicted model, not a curated record.